UAGGGAAUGGCAUGGAUAUGCUAAUUUCACCAUUACAAAAUGUGAAAAAGCUUAUCUCAAUCGAUUUGGUAGACGGGAGAGCGGUCCAUUUCCUCUAAUUGCAGCGAUGGCCUCAACAAGUUUGUCCCCUCUUCCAUGUCUCACACUUUCUUCUUCUUCAAACCUGCAUUCGUGUCUUGCAUUUGGUGAAGCAGGGGCAGGAGCAAGAGCAACAAGAGCAAUAUGCCGUGGGAAGCAAAUGGGUGGCAUCAAAAUUUCGCACAAGUACGAGAGCUUGAAGGCAAGCAGUGUAUCUGCAUCUGCAAGCUUGACUCUGGACUCAUUCUUCGGAGAGAGCGAAGACGAGGGAGGUGAAGAGUUGAAGGAGAAGGCCAAAUGUCCACCAGGGCUGCGCACGUACGAGAUGAUGCUUGUUCUCAGGCCUGACAUCUCAGAAGAGGACCGCCUCGCCCUCACACAACGUUACGAGGAGAUGAUUGUUGCGGGUGGUGGCAUUGGUGUUGAAGUAUUCAAUCGGGGCUUGAUUCCACUGGCAUACAGUAUAAAGAAAAGAGUAGCAUUGACUGGCGAGUUAGAUACAUUUUUGGAUGGGGUCUAUCUCUUGUUCACAUACUUUGCAAAGCCAGAGACAGUUCUAGCACUUGAAACAACGAUUAAAAAAGAAGAUGUUGUAAUUCGUUCAUCAAUUUUUAAGAUCAGAGAAAGAAAAUAUUGAUAUUUUGUUUUAUUUGUCUCUGCUGCUUCUACCUUGGCGCUAUUGUUGCCAUAGCAGUUAUGGUAUACUUGACAGCCAAAGGGAUCAGAUUUCCUUGGUUUAUUACAGCUGGGAGCAGGGCCAUAUCAUUUCAUGUAGACCUUUGUAUGAGUGUGCUGUUCUCAAUACAGUUAUAAUGCAGUUGCAUUCUAAUUCUGA
Messenger RNA from Cryptomeria japonica (Japanese cedar), 913 nucleotides. RefSeq names its product small ribosomal subunit protein bS6c. Gene Ontology annotation, cellular component: ribosome. NCBI's taxonomy places the organism in Eukaryota, Viridiplantae, Streptophyta, Pinopsida, Cupressales, Cupressaceae. Bases 107 to 715 code for a protein of 202 amino acids. Gene Ontology annotation, biological process: translation. The transcript has 2 exons. The record is from RefSeq and is a predicted model, not a curated record. Gene Ontology annotation, molecular function: small ribosomal subunit rRNA binding; structural constituent of ribosome.